ACGCUAGGCUAGUAUGAGGCUAGUCUCGUAUCUUUUCACAACAGAAAAUCAGCACGAUCCAACAGUAAAACAUUCAGGGUCGCUGCACACACAUUUUUUACUUUCCGUGCAACAGUCGAUUGUAACACGCGCAGUGUAGUGCUACGAACUAGUUUAGCAAAGUGCAUAUGAUCGGUUUCUGUAAGUACCUUUCGUUGUGAAUCUUUCGACGAAUUAUCGUAUCAUCUCGUUAGAAAGAUGAAGGAAAACGGCAAGUUAAAAAAGCAACACAUCAAUGACGUCCAACCAGCGACGGUAGAUGAACAUUUUGAAAUAAUCAUGAACGAUAAAACUCUACUCGACUCGGAUUUACCUAGUGUAACACGUGAUGAUCUUCCAGAUUGGUACGAUAGCGAAAUGUAUAAACAAGGUCAAGAGUACUACACGCGGUAUUUAGCAGCAAUAGUACUAAACAACCUGAUAGGACUCAUUGCAGUAUUUGCAGUUCCGCAAAUAAUGAAGGUACUUACAUAUACGAAACAGAGCAGUACAGUUUGCACGGCUUUCAAAAGAUACGUUCAAACGAUGUUACAUAUACAUAAGUUCUAUGUUUGCGAUCCGGAUGAUGCAGAUUCUAACUGGUACAAGUCAAUGAAUGUAGUCCGCUGGAAACACAAGACGAGCAGCAAGAAGUGCUGCAAGGCUGGAAUAGGAGGAAUUUAUCAGAGAGAUAUGGUACUUACUCAGUUUGCUUUCAUAGCGUACGCUCUCACCAUGCCUAAAGCCAUUGGUAUAACGAUGACACGGGAAGAAGAAAAAGCGUUUGUUCAUUUCUGGCGUGUUACGGGCAACAUGUUAGGGAUUCCUGAUCGGUUGAACAUAUGUCGCAAAUCUGCAGCAGAAACUCGCCAGUUGUGUCAGAAGCUAAUAGAUAAUGUGUACAAGAAUUAUUUCAUUGAUGCUCCACCUGAAUUCCAUAAACUAGCGGCAGCUUCAUUGGAUGGAAUAUGGUACGUUGAUGUCAGCAUAGACAGAGAGGCUACUAUGGCAUUAGUUUACAAAGUACAUAAUGUCAAGUAUAACAAGCCUAUUGGAUGGUACAGUUGGAUAAAUAUGAAAUAUCGUGAUGCCUUGAUCAGUUUGUCCUUUGCGCCAUAUAUCGGAAUAGUAAUAAGAACAUACUUUAACAAUCUACUAAAGUUCAUAUUAUGGUAUACGGAAAACUACGGAGCCAUGUAUGCAUGGCUAAAAUUUCCAAGCAAAACUAUUCAGUUGAAGUUAUAUCCUAAAUUUGAAUAACUUAUAUCUUUUUGGAAAUCCAUAGUGUUGUAAAAGCUAUAAAAGUUUUUUGCAGUAUUCUGUAAAAGCAAAAGUCAUUCUUUUUGUAAUUGUAGUAUUUAUUGUUAUUAAUAUUUUUAUUAUAUGAUCUUGUUUUCAGGAAAAUAUUCUUCCAAAGUUUAGAAUUAUUUACUAAGAAGGGUUGUUAAAAACUUCUCAAUAUUAUAUUUUAUUAUUUGAUAUAAUUAAAUUGUUACUAUACAUUAUUGUACAAAAUAGAUUGUGUGAAAUAAGUGUACAUAUUUCGCAAUUUGUAAAUAUAGAAUAAUGUAUAAAAUAAUAAACUUGUAUUAAUUGCUUUA
Molecule: messenger RNA, 1619 nt
Organism: Ooceraea biroi (clonal raider ant)
Lineage: Eukaryota; Metazoa; Arthropoda; Insecta; Hymenoptera; Formicidae
Molecular function (GO): oxidoreductase activity
Source: RefSeq, a predicted model, not a curated record